Molecule: messenger RNA, 810 nt
Organism: Colletotrichum abscissum
Lineage: Eukaryota; Fungi; Ascomycota; Sordariomycetes; Glomerellales; Glomerellaceae
Exons: 2
Coding region: 1-810 (269 amino acids)
Source: RefSeq, a predicted model, not a curated record
AUGCAUCUGCCGCUGCUACCAUGGCGGCUUCUCCUCGCAACGGUGCCGCUGGUCACGGCGGUGGCGGGCCAGAGGUGUUACUGGCCCAACGGCGUCGAGGCGACGCAGGCGGUAGCCUGUCCCGUCGCCGGCGGUACCGAGGUCGCGGCGUGCUGCUUCCAGAAUCAUUAUUGCAUGAGCAACGGCCUCUGCUUCUCGCAGACGGAGCUGAGCUUCUACCGCGGCGCGUGUACGGAUCAGAAUUGGUCGAGGAGCGGGUGUCCGAAGUACUGCGACAAGGAGGAGAUUACCGGCGGAGUUCCCGGUCGGCAUUGCGGUGUUGCGUUAUGCGGCGACAAGAAAUUCGCAUGUCAAAACUCCGGCAACUGCGCAAACUACACCUUUGGCGUUCCCGCGGGCCGGAUGCUGCUCAACGAGUAUCUGAAAUCAGACCUCGGCGACCUCGCGACGACGACGGUGACCGCGACCGCGGCAGUAGCAGGACAAAGCACCGGGGCCGCCGCCACGUGUUCCGCGACCGCGGCAGAGUCCAGUAGUAGCAACGGGAUCUCGACGGGCGCGGCGGCGGGAAUCGGGGUGGGCAUCGGCACCUCGCUGGCGCUGGCGAUCGCGGCGCUGACCGUCAUGUUGUUGCGCGAGAAGAGGAAGACGAGGGCGGCGCUGUCGAGCCAGGUGGAUUCUUCCGGGACGGGCCCGUCGUCGCCGUGGGCUAAGUCGGAGCGGACGGCAUAUGUGCCGGUUGAGGUUCACGAACAGCCUGUGCCGAACGAGAUGUCUAGUAACCAUGAUAGGAGACAUGAGCUUUCUUGA